AUGAACAAUUAUAAUACAAUAUUUAUACAGCAAUUAGCUCCAUUUGUAAAGAUACAAUUGGAUGAUGAUAUUAAGGAUUUACAAUUGAUAACAGAACUAAAAAGAAACUUAAAAUUACAUGAUAUUUCAAAUAAGCCAUGGGAUAAUUCAAUAAUAAAGAAUAGAUUAUCAAGUAAUAAAUACAUUAUAGAUAUUACAGAAGGGUCAGAAUUAAAAAUACCGAAAAAAUUGAAAUUGGAGAAUGUUCAUUCUAUACGGUCACCAUUUAAUAAAGAUUCAUCGAUCUUUCCAAAUGGGAUACUAACUCACGAAUGGCUAGAGAAAUAUAUCCACCAAUACCCUUUCCAAUUCAUAUAUGUGCUCAAUUAUGAUAAUUUGGAUAUCACAAGAAUAAAACAACUCAAAAUUGAUUUAAAUAAAAUUAGUGCUAAAUUAACACUCAUUUUAAUUUCAUCAACUAUUCCCAAAGAGACAAACCUAAAUAAUCUUAGACUUGAAUUGGAUCUACCUAAAUUAACAGGGUUGAUAUUCUUACAUAAUGAAGAACUAACGAUUGCAAGAGACGUAGAAGUAUUAGUCAAUUCAUUAUUGUCUAAUUUGAAAUCAAAUUCAGUUGAAUUUUAUAAUAGUUUGGAGUAUAAGAUAAAACAAAGGUAUAAGAAAUAUUACAAUAUGCCAUCCGAUUCAGAAAAUGUGGAUACAGCAAUUGAAUUAACUCCAUUUUUCUUAGAGACUAGAAACUUAAUCAAACAGUCAUUCACAGUCCAAUUUAUAAAUCCAGCAAAUAUGGAACCAAGUAUAAAACUACUUGAAAUAAGUUAUCAAAACUUAAUUCAAAUUUUAAACUCCACAUACCUGACAAAUUCGAGUCCUCAUGAUGAGAAACUCUUUGGUCAAAUUAGAGUUUUAUUAGAUAUUGUUGCUUUUCAUAUUGUUAGAGGUUAUUUUUCAUUAGAAGAACCAUUGAGGGCAUUAAAAAAACAUAAAACUCAUAUUAUUAACGUCAUUGAUUGUGUUGGAAGUGACGAGAACUUAAGUUGGAUUUCAAUCCAAUAUGAAUGGUUAGGUCAAUUAAUGUUAUUAAUUCCAUAUUCAAUAAUUACAAAUUUACAUACUACAUUUUUAAACAAACCAAGGAAUAAAUUGAAUGUUUUGUCAUAUUUCGGUGGUGUACAUUUACCUGAAUUUGAUCUAAUUACAAAUCCAGGAUUAAUUUAUUUAAAAGCAUAUAUGAAUGCAGACAAUACUACAAAAAGGAUAGAAUUAUUGAAUAAUGCAAUUGAAGCACUAGAGGAGAUUAAACAUGAUGCAUUACAGAAGGCUUCUAUUUCAGGUAAUGAUAAUUUGAAGUCUUUAGUUUCUUAUAUUAAUUGGCUACUCGGUGAAGAAUAUUAUAACCAAAAGGAUUUUAAAAAAGCAAGUGAUUUUUAUGAAUUUAGUUUUAAUUUAAUGGAUAAAAAUUGGAAAAAUAUAGCAAGUUUAAUACUUGAAAAAUUAUUAAAAUGUUACAAAAGCAUAAAUGAUAAACAAUUACAAUUAAAUACGAUAUUAAAAUUACUGACACUAAAUGAAUCGACGAAUUUUGAAGCCAUUGAUAUAGAUGAGAACUUAGAUCUUGAAUUAAUUGAAGAUAAGACUAAUAAAGUGUUUGAUGUUGAUGUAUUAUUAAUCAAUAAAGAUUAUAAACUAGAAACUAGUGUGUUGGACGAUUCAUUAUUACAAAUUGAGAUUAAUUCUAAUAUAGAUAUAAUUAAAUUAGUAAGUUAUUUUGUGAAAGAUACUGAGAUAGGUAUUGUCAUAAAUCAAAUAGAUGUGAAUUUCACUCGAACUGAUGGAAAGUCAAACAUGCCAGGAUUAAAAAACAUCACUAUAACAAAUGACAACACAAAAGACAGUCAUCAAAUAUCAAACUUAAAUGAGUCUGAUCAUUCCAUGAACUUAAGUAUCACAGAUUCUAAAACUAUUCAAUAUGUUCAAAAAGUUACAAAUCCAGGUUUAUUUGAAAUUGAUUCCAUAAAGUUACAAAUCACAAUUAGUAUAAAACAUAAAGACAAAACCAUCAAUUUAAACAAGAUAGAGAUAUACAACAUUUUCAGAUCAAAUUAUACUAGACUAUUAAAACAAGAAAUCAAUGGUAAGAUCAUGGAUAAAAAGAUUAGAUUAUCGGAGGCAAGUAAUUCAAUUAGAGUACAUCCUAUAAAACCAGAUAUUUCAAUAUCAUUAACAAGUAAAGAAACUCCAGUAUAUAUCCCCGGCGAGAAAUUAUCACUCCCAUUCAACGUCGAAUACAAGAACAAAGAAUUACAAAAGAAAGCAUUCUUAGUCUCUGCGAUCAAAAAUGAUAAUAUAAUUUCAAAUUGGGAUAAUUAUAAAGAUGAUGAACCGAUUGAUCUUUUAAAAACAAAUCAGACACAACAUAAUUUAAAUAUAUUCACGAGAUCAAUAACUUCCGAUGAGAUAAUUAUAAAUUUUAAAGUCAUGACUGAUGUUGAUUCAGAAGAAGAUGAUAUAAUCUACGACAUUGAAUCAAUACAGAUCCCAGUUCUUCAAAACUUGUUCAAGUUCGAAUAUUUAAUAACUCCAACAUUUCGAGAUUUGGUUAAUGAUAUGCCAUCACCAUUCAUUAUAUCUAAUGAAGCUCAUCAGAUGCCUAUCGUAGUUAGAUUAUGGCAAUCACAUUUGAAACUAACCCCAUCCAUACCUAUUGAUAUUACAGAUAUUGACUUUAAUAUAAUUUCAAAAAAUCCAGAACUACUCAUAGAUUUAAAAGAUAAAGAGACGGCAGAGCAUCAAUUAUUUACCACUAGGUCAAAGAAUGGAUUCAGUCACCGAAAUGUUACAAUUACAACAUCAGCAAUUAUAAAAUGGAAGAGAAAAGAAGAUAAUGAAAAUGUAGUUAAUGAAUAUGAGACAGACGAAUGGGAUGUUACUUUGACUUUAUCUGAUCCGAGAGUAUUAUUAAGAGUAGAAAAAGGCGAAACAGAGCAUGAUUUUAAAAUUGAAUAUGUUUUAGAAAAUCCAACUCCUAGGAUUUUUAACUUCACUACUCAAUUAAUUGAUACUAGUGAUUGGGAAUGGAAUGCUGAUAAAAAUAUAACUCCAUUAGUACAAUCUAUUCCAUUCCCCGUGUUGCCUUUUACUCGAUUCCAUAUGAUUUAUUACGGGAAAUAUUUGAAUGAGAUAAGUGAUGGGUUGAUUAGUUUGCCUCAGUUUAAAGUGUUUGAUGUUCAAUAUAAAGUUGGGUUGUUGUCGUUGCCUACACAAAAUAACAUCAUAAUUAAAGAUAAAGAAUUAUAUUAUAAAAUUUAA
This is a messenger RNA of Insectozyma verbasci, 3309 nucleotides long. Lineage: Eukaryota; Fungi; Ascomycota; Pichiomycetes; Serinales; Debaryomycetaceae. The record is from the annotation of a GenBank genome assembly.